CAUUAUAUCAACCCAUAUUCUAACCUUCUUUAAUUAUGGUCAAUAGAAAACAAAUAUUGUGUAGCCAUAACAGUCAAGCACAAUGUAAAAUAAGUCAUUACUUGAUCACACGCUUGACGAGAACUUCUGAAUUCGAUUUCGUAAGAAAAAAUGUCGGAUCCUUUAUUAUGGAACUGUGAUAGAGUGAAACAAUUUUUAUGUGAGAACGGGUUUCAAGAAUACCAGAAACUACUAUGUGAUGAGAACAGAAUCGACGGUCGUGUUCUUCUAACAUUGACAGAAAAGGAUUUAUUUCAACUUCAAAUAUCAGCAUUAGGCGAUGUCAAAAGACUAUUGUUUGCAAUCCAAGACCUUCAGAUCAGACAGAAUUCACGGUUACAAGAUCAAAAUUAUCAUAAUGACUGUCAAUCCUCAUCUUCUUCAGAAAGUUCCUACAUGAUAGAUAUUCUAGAUUCCUCUGACGACGAAAAACAUAACUAUAGACCAAAACGGAAAAUUAACCAAGAAAUAUGGAAGACGGGUGUCAGCAUUGUCUAUACAUUUUUUGUACAUUUUGUGACUAGUUUUGCCAUCAUAGUUGCACAAGAGCGCAUGCCUGACAAAAAGAAAUAUCGCCCAUUACCUGACGUUAUGUUAGAUAGCAUAUCUUAUGUACCGUGGGCAUAUAAAGUGACAGAGGGGGUUAUUUUAGCUGGAUUUAUUACGUAUUUUAUAAUAUUAGUGUUUCACAAAUAUAGGUUUAUAAUACUCAGAAGAAUGUUUGUCAUUGCCGCCUCCAUAUUUUUAUUUCGCAGUAUAUGUGUUGUCGUCACCUCAUUACCUAUGCCUCAAGAACAUUUUAACUGUGAAAAACUGGUAUUUAAAAACGGCUGGGAAAGAUUUUCCAGAGCACUAGAGAUUUAUUCCGGAAUGGGAAUGAAAGUCUCCGGAUUAAAAACUUGUGGAGAUUACAUGUUCAGUGGACAUACAGUCACCAUAACAACUCUCAUUCUUCUCAUAAAUGAAUAUACACCAAAAAGAUGGAUAUUACUACACACACUGGUGUGGAUUGUGGGGUUGUUUGGUAUUUUCUUCAUUUUAGCAGGACACGGACACUAUACCUUAGAUGUGAUAGUAGCAUUUUAUAUUACAUCACGGUUAUUUCAAUAUCACCACAUCCUAGCAAACAAUAAGACUUUAAUGACAAGAGAUCAGAGUAGACUUAAGAAAUGGUUCCCAGUCUUUCAUUUUUUCGAAUCAAAUUGUGAUGGAAUAGUUCCAAAUGAAUACGAGUGGCCAUUAACUAUUGUGGAAUCAGCAAUGCAACGGUGUGCAAAACUCAGGAACUAUAUAUCUUCAUUGCUUUCAAGAGAUAAACAGCUGAUCUAGUAUUUUCUAACAACGAGAUGACAUCGUUAUAUUUUGAUCGCUUUGAAUUCUCAAUUACAUUUUGAAAAUACAUUGACUCCAGCACAAAACCAAUGCAUCUAAAUCGUUUCUGUCUAUCAAUCGAUUCUAGUAUUUAGUAUAUUGUUGUUCUGAUAGUAUCAUUUGCGAAGCACUUGUGUUUGAUUUGAAAUUAAGUGGUGAAGGCAAAAGUCGAUAUUAGGGCCAUUGUUUUAAAGAAUGUGACAAGUGUUUUGUGUGUUUUCGUUUGUUGCUUAGUUAUACAAAUCUGAUAACAUUGAUGAAGUCAGAAACAGGAACUGAAAUAGUAAAACGAAAUAUGAAAGCACAUUGAGCCAACGGUAGUAUUUUGGAUUUUGGAUUUUAAUUGACAUUAUAUUUUUACACAGAACAGUAUUUGUACUGUAAUAACGCUAAUAUGAGAAUCGGAUUCAUGUUUUUUUUGUCAUAUUGAACAUCCUCCAUAACUUUAUUUUUAAAGUUUUUAUUUAUUAUUUAUUUAUGAUUUUAACGUUGUUAUACAAUUUUAUGGCAUUAUUACAUGAAUAAAUUUUAUUUUAUUUUUUA
Mytilus californianus (California mussel) is the source of this 1953-nucleotide messenger RNA. Its product is annotated as sphingomyelin synthase-related protein 1-like. Gene Ontology annotation, molecular function: protein binding; ceramide cholinephosphotransferase activity; sphingomyelin synthase activity. Gene Ontology annotation, biological process: ceramide biosynthetic process. The transcript has 5 exons. Gene Ontology annotation, cellular component: endoplasmic reticulum membrane; Golgi membrane. NCBI's taxonomy places the organism in Eukaryota, Metazoa, Mollusca, Bivalvia, Mytilida, Mytilidae. Bases 151 to 1368 code for a protein of 405 amino acids. The record is from RefSeq and is a predicted model, not a curated record.